Fulvia fulva is the source of this 1275-nucleotide messenger RNA. RefSeq lists its product as uncharacterized. The transcript has a single exon. Gene Ontology annotation, cellular component: plasma membrane; cell cortex of cell tip. The record is from RefSeq and is a predicted model, not a curated record. The coding region runs from base 1 to 1275 and encodes 424 amino acids. Gene Ontology annotation, biological process: fungal-type cell wall organization. NCBI's taxonomy places the organism in Eukaryota, Fungi, Ascomycota, Dothideomycetes, Mycosphaerellales, Mycosphaerellaceae.
AUGUUCCCACUCCUCGCCAAGAUCUUCCUCCCGAAGAUCGCCAACAAAGUCUUCGGGAAAGCUGCAGCAGCAGCUGGUGUCCCGAUUCCGCAGAAGCAACCUGGCCGGCCUCUCACGAUCACCAUUCCAAUGGUCUUCUCCGCGCUCCUCUUCAUCCCGGCCGUCGUUCUUGUCGUACUUUGCUUCUUCGCUGGCCACAAGCCUGGCUUUCUUGACGAGUACGCAGUAUACACUGUCAACGUCUUCCGCAUCGGUGAGAACAUCCUCACGGGUAUGAACCAGCAGAUCCGAGGUGUCAACAUCACCAAGCGUUCUGAGGCAUCGCUUCCUGUCACCCUUCCUGUUGCACUCUUUGCUCGCGACGACGAUGAUGAGGACGAGACGACCUCGAGCAAGGCCCAGCCAUCAACGACCUCGACCAAGCCUACCUCCGCUAGGACAACUCCCACUGCCAAGCCCACUGCCACUCCCGCACCUAGCAAGCCAGCAGCUGCUGCCGGUCCAGCUCAGUCGGCAGUCAUCCAGCAGGUCAACAAGGCCUUCGGUGCAGUCGUCGACGACUUUGCGCUCGACGACUUCUACGACUUCCACGUCCUUGGCCGAUGCUACGGAUCGUACGUCGCGAAGAACGGAAGCGCAUCCGCGAACGUCACUGACGGCACGGGGGCCACCGUUCUCCAGGACAAGCUUGAGAAGAAGGUCACUGCAUGUGAGAAGAAAGCCUCUGCGCUUACUCUUGCUGCAGUCGCCUAUGGCUUUGCCAUGAUCUGCACCGGUCUCGCUUUCGUUGCCAGCAUCGUUAGCAGCAUCUACUACCGCAAGAAGUUCGUCCUCGUCACGCUCGGCAUCACCUGCCUCGCCCUUCUCGCGCAGCUUCUCUCCUCUGCCGCCGCCCACGCCAUCGCCAACAGCGCCACUGGCCUCGUCGAUUUCGUCGGCCACCCAGUCGGUAUUGAUGGCUCAGCUGGUAAGAAGUUCAUCACUCUUACCUGGGCCGCGACCAUCAUCCUUGCCAUCCUUGCCGGUCUCUGGGGCAUGCUUCUCUUCUUCGGUCGCAACGAGCCUGCCUUCAAUGGGCAGAAGGCCGAGCGACUUGAGAGCGUGCAACACGAGCAGUACAAUCUCUCCUCGUGGCCGCAGCACCCACACGCCAGCCAUGCGCCGACUGCUCGCUCUGCUUCGGUCUACAGCCGCAGGACUGACGGGUUCGAGCACACACCGACGUACCCAACGAGGGCGUACAAUGAGGGACGCGCACCGGAUGGAUUCAUUUGA